UUAAAUAUUUUUUAUUAACAACAAAUCAAAACAGAAAGUACAUAAGGGAACACAAGUAUAUAUAGAUUAUAUGAGGAUUGGAUCAACUCUGCAUGUCGUCGCCUGCUGCCUAGCAAAACAAGUUCACCCAUUAGUGUGCCGACUCGCCGAUGUUGCUUGCAUCUUUUUUCCAACAUUAUUCGUAUUUUUUCUUCCAGCUUCAGAUUGAUUUGAUUUUGUAGCGAGUAACGAAGGUGUCAUGGGAAAUGAAUCGGAGUAAAAUUAUGGUUUUUGUGUUUUUUUAUGUAGGGAAGUAAAGUAAAAGUCGACAGAAAGAGUAAAGUACAGAUACCCCAAAAAACGACUUAAGUACAGUAACGAAUUAUUUCAACUUCGUUACUUUACACAACUGAUUUUCAUUUGUUUUCAAUCAAAUAUAUUUCAAACCAUACUUUGCAUACUGUACAUGCGCUACACUCAAAAUGAUCAAAUCAAUAUUACAUUGUCUCGAAACAAGAAGGCACCAUUCACAGUUAGCUCGUUUAAUCUGUUUAAUUGUCUCUUUCAUAAAGUCAAUGAGCUGUAAACGUAUGGACAGUACCUGGAAUAAAAAAACAUUAAUGAUGCAAUGAUUGUGUCGAGGAGAGGGUGGGGUAAGUGUUAAUUUUGUAUGUGUGUCACAUGGUUAAGGUGAUUAGGCCAGGGGAGGGGGAAGUGUGUUGCAAAUGACCUCCUUGAGAGAUGAAAAUGUCUUGUCUUCCAAGGGAACACCACAUCCCACUAUUCCAACUUUCUCUUUUUAGAGUUUGGUAUAAAAACGGCACUGCUGACCUCCAGUGUCAGAGCUCUAUAGCAAGAAACAUAUCUUAGAUCCACAAGUUAUUCAGUCACAGAGACAGGACCAGACCAAGACUAGAGCAACCGACACAGAGCUAAACAACAGAGAAAUGUCAAUGGACUGCAGCAUUGUAGGAGAUCGGGCAGUGAGGAAGAGGAUAUUUCCCUCCCUGAUACACUUCCCUUUGUUCCAUUUCCAUUGGCUCCUGCCUUGAUGUAAUCAUUGGGAUGCCAGAGGUCAAGACAAUGCCGCACAGACGGGUGCUAGGACCAUGGGGCGCAGGAAGAGAACUAUCUUCACCAAAGAGCACCUGAAGCUUCUGCGGGUGGAUUUUGAUGUUGAUCCCUACCCAAGCAUUGCCGUGAGGGAGCGCCUAUCCCAGGCCACUGGCCUAACAGAAUCCCGCAUUCAGGUGUGGUUUCAGAACAGGAGAGCCAGAACAAUGAAUCACAGGGAUCACAAACUCUCCCCUCAGCCAGAGUCGGCUCACCCUAUCCCCAGUCCCUUUCUACCUACACAGUCUUUCUCCAAACUCCUCCAUGGGAUCAAAGAUGUGACCCACCAGGUCGACAUAGAGGAAGUCUCUUAUUACCAGCCGCUGAGCCACAGCCAGAUGAACGAGGAGGACUGCUUCUACGGUCCCUCAUCUUGUCCCCCCACCUUCCCGCUCUCUCCAGGGGAUGCCGGAUACAGCAGUCCCUCAUUCAGUGUGGGAGUGAGACAUGACAGGUUCCUGGGCACUAUCUCUCCAGGUGCUUUGCCAGAAGCUCAAUGGUCCACCGUUGCCCAGGAGUUCACGUUUGGCUCCCAGGGGGAGGGCCAGGCCUUCCGCUACUCACCUCCAUCUGGACUUCCUCAUCCCCAGUACGCCCACGGCGGACUCCAGUCCGUUCGUGCCAGCAGUACCUUCGACCAGUUCUCAAAUUGCCCUGCCACACCGGACUCGGCCUGCUGGGACAUAGGACUUGAGAACACAUAUCCCAUAGACCAGGGUUUCCUGUACAGGGAAGUCUCCGACGAGUACUCAAGUCCUUCUGGGCUCUUUGAUGUUAUGCAAGAAGCCCCACUACCUGAACUUCCCAGUGUGUGGUAGACUUCUUUGAGCAGAUGGAGUAGAGUUCAGUUGCAGGACCAGUAAACACCCCUACCAUAUUCAUAAGUCUUCAAUGGAAAGGGUUGCCAACACUCCAGGUUUGAAUAGGUCUAGCUCUUGUAAGAAGUAGUGCUGUUCCGGGACGGUUUCAAUGAAACAAAUAAUGAACAUUUUAAUUAUGUCGAUGGACUUAUAAUCAAUCCCAGAAUGAGUUCGGCAACAUUAAGGCAGACCUGAAUGUAUUUGCCAUGUACAAUAGGACUGUUGCAUGAAUGAACAUAGCUGCUGUGUUAUGUAGGGAGUUAAUUUACUACUAUAAUAUAGGGUUAAUCUAUUUAUUUUUAAAACAUGUAAUUAACCAGGGGAGUCAGUUAAGAAAAACUCAUAUUUACUGGCUAUAAAGGGUGUAUAAUAAUACAUUGACAAUUUAUUUUACAUAAUGUAUCACUAUUUACUCCAA
This is a messenger RNA of Salvelinus sp. IW2-2015, 2370 nucleotides long. Its product is annotated as paired box protein Pax-7-like. Gene Ontology annotation, molecular function: RNA polymerase II transcription regulatory region sequence-specific DNA binding; DNA-binding transcription factor activity, RNA polymerase II-specific. The record is from RefSeq and is a predicted model, not a curated record. Gene Ontology annotation, cellular component: nucleus. Lineage: Eukaryota; Metazoa; Chordata; Actinopteri; Salmoniformes; Salmonidae. Gene Ontology annotation, biological process: regulation of transcription by RNA polymerase II.